This is a messenger RNA of Podospora anserina S mat+, 1047 nucleotides long. RefSeq lists its product as uncharacterized. The coding region runs from base 1 to 1047 and encodes 348 amino acids. The record is from RefSeq and is a predicted model, not a curated record. The transcript has a single exon. Lineage: Eukaryota; Fungi; Ascomycota; Sordariomycetes; Sordariales; Podosporaceae.
AUGACCACCCUCCUAUCAUUCGGCUCCAACGGCUCAGGCCAACUGGGCCUCUCCCACCAAGAAGACGUCUCCUCCCCCUCCCUCGUCUUCACCCCCCACCCCUCAACCCUCCCCAGCUCAGUCGCCCAAAUAGCCGCAGGAGGGAACCACACCCUCCUCCUCCUCACCAACAACCAAGUCCUCUACUCAGGCGACUCUCACAACAACAACAAAAUCACCCCAACCUUCACCCCUCCACCCCUUCCAACACCUCCCCCAACCCCAAUAAGAUCCAUCUCAGCAACCUGGUCCGCCUCCCACAUAGCCACCCCCUCCCAGAUAUGGGUCCACGGCCACGGAACAAAAGGUGAACUUGCCCUCGGCUCCGGCAUCACCUCGGCCACCUCCUUCCAACCCAUCCCCAACUUUCCACCCUCAAACACAAUAAUCGUCUCUAUAUCGGCCAGCAUGUCCCACGCCGUUGCUGUCCUGAACAACGGCCAAGUCUACGGUUGGGGCGCAGGUCGUAAAGGCCAGCUAGGUCCUGAACCAUCACCCGCGGUGUCUUCACCAAGGUUAGUAUCAUGUCCUUUCCCUGUGGUGAAAGCCCUUUGCGGGAAGGAAUUCACCCUCCUGCUUGGCCCUCCCCGAACAGGAGAGUUUCUGGUAUUAGGGUCAGAUAAAUUCGGGAUUAAAUCCAACGCCCCCUCAGAUCUAAAAGGUUGGAAGGACGCUGGUGCUAGCUGGGGGAGCGUCAUCCUGCUAAAAGAGGACGGAUCCCUCAUCAGCUGGGGAAGGGAUGACCACCAGCAACUUGCCCCAUCGGACAUUGGGCCAGUGGAAAAGAUUGCUGUUGGGAGUGAGCAUGCCCUGGCAUUGACAAGAGACGGCAAAGUCCUGGCUUGGGGCUGGGGAGAACAUGGCAACUGUGGAUCACUUGAGGAGAACAACAAGGAGAGGGCGAAUGUCAUUCAAAUCCCGGAUGAAUACAACUUGGAGGAUCAGGAGGUUACAGCUCUAGGGGCAGGGUGCGCCACGAGUUGGAUUGCCUUUGAGAAAAGGAGGUAA